UCCGACAGUGGAGUUCAGCAAUGCGCGUGCUGUAAAUGGCGCAUUUGUAGUGCGUACUGUAAAGACUGCGAGCUGACAUUCACCCCAAUAAAUGAGCAACUCCAGCCGAAGACAACUGAAAUCAAGAUGUUUAUUAAAGAGGAGAGUGAAGAAACGAGUUGCCCAGAUGAAUGCACAACGAAGCAUGUAGAUACUGAUGAACAAAGAGACCUAUGUAUCUGAAUGCUCUCAGAUCUUCUCUGAUCAUACAAGAGGUAAAGCCAUGAUGAUCCUGAACGCUUUGUCGGUCACUGCACUCCUGCUCUCCCUGACCGGUUUAACGGCGUAUAAUUUGAGUCAGGAGAAGUCCAAGUCGGUGAAACUGGGUGACAAGGUGUCGAUACUCUGCACUGCAGAAGAUGAUAAGUAUUACAUUUCAUGGUACCAACAAAAAGCCGGUGCUCCUCCUCAGUUUCUGUUUUUUAACAACACAAGAGCGAGCGAUUUACCCGACAGGUUCACUUUCGCUGACUCGGGCAAUCAGGAUUAUCUGACCAUCGAUGGAGUGAGAGCUGAAGAUGAAGCAGUUUAUUACUGUGCUUGUAUUGGCUGUGCAGGAGCCACAGUGCUCCAUUUUGUCCCUGUAGUGAUAUCUGAUCGUCCGUCGUCUCCUCCGUCUCUGCUCCUGCUGGCUCCUCCUGCUUCUCCGCUCUCUGAGGGUGAUGUCAGUGUGGUGUGUGUGGCUCAGGGCUUUUACCCUGACGGUGUCACCAUGUCCUGGUCUGAGGACAGCAGCGGCGUGACGGGGGACGAGGUGCAGACGGCUCCAUAUCAGCGUCAGGCCGACGGCACCUUCUCCCAGACCAGCGUUCUGAAGCUCGGUAAGCAGCGCUGGAGCUCCGGGAGAACCUACACGUGCCGUCUGAGUCACCCGGCGCUUUCCACACCGCUGAGCCAGAGCACCAGCCUGAACCAGUGCAUGUAGAGAGAUUCUCUAACCAUCAACAAACAUGCAUUAAAGAAUUCCACUUGUUCUUUACUUGCUUGCUUUAGAAAGUAUACGAUAAUAAAGUUAUAUUGUUCAUUGUAAUUGUUAA
Sinocyclocheilus grahami is the source of this 1076-nucleotide messenger RNA. RefSeq names its product Ig heavy chain Mem5-like. The record is from RefSeq and is a predicted model, not a curated record. The transcript is spliced from 4 exons. Lineage: Eukaryota; Metazoa; Chordata; Actinopteri; Cypriniformes; Cyprinidae. Bases 197 to 964 code for a protein of 255 amino acids.